GUGUACAUAUUAAGCGUUUUACAGUGUACAACAUCAAAGAAAAUUUGUUCACAAUUAAUGAGCAGAAUUAAUAACUGCAAUGGAUUCAGCAUAGCAACAUUAGUUAAUAUUAAACAACAAAUAUGUUUGUCCCUUAUUACCCACUUAAAUUAUAUUUUCUUUUAUACAUUUAAAGUUCUAGUAUCCUUUAAAUUAUUUCGUUAUGUCUGCAAAUACUCAAUUUGCAAAUCCUCCACCAGCUAUAAGUUUACCUAAUAUGUCUGUGCCACCUCCUGCUACUCCAAAUUUAUCAGCUCCUCCUCCUAAUUUAACUACUAUAAACACAUCUGGAAGUUACCAGCAUCGCUAUACCAAUCAUAGAGAUGGAGCAAGGGGUUUUUUUAAACCAUUCAGACCUUACCAUGCACCCAAAAUUGUUGCUGCUGGUCAAGAUACAUUACAAGAUGAAUUUGAUGGAAAAAGACUUAGGAAAUCAGUUAUGCGUAAAACUGUGGAUUAUAAUUCUGCUAUCAUAAAGAGUUUAGAGAAUCGAGUAUGGCAGAGAGAUUUUCGAGACAGGCGUGCCCUUCAGCCAGAUGUGAUGUAUUAUCCUGAUCUACUUCCACCACCCAGUUAUGUUGACAAUCCCAUAAAUGCAGUUACUACAAGAUUUGUGAAGACUGCAACAAAUAAAAUGCGUUGCCCCAUCUUUUGUAUGGCUUGGACACCAGAAGGAAGACGUCUUGUUACUGGUGCAUCUAGUGGGGAAUUUACUCUUUGGAAUGGUCUUACCUUUAAUUUUGAAACUAUUCUACAGGCACAUGAUAGUCCAGUGAGAACAAUGGUAUGGUCACACAAUGAGAGCUGGAUGGUCACAGGAGAUCAUGCAGGCUAUGUGAAGUAUUGGCAGAGCAACAUGAACAACGUCAAGAUGUUUCAGGCGCACAAAGAAGCGAUUAGAGGACUCAGUUUCAGUCCAACGGAUCACAAACUGGCAACAUGCAGUGAUGAUGGAACUGUCAGAAUUUGGGACUUUCUUCGAUGUCAUGAAGAACGAAUUCUUAGGGGUCAUGGAGCUGAUGUGAAGUGUGUGCAUUGGCAUCCACAAAAAAGUCUAGUCAUCUCUGGAAGUAAAGAUAAUCAGCAACCAGUUAAAUUAUGGGACCCAAAGACUGGCCAGUCUCUUGCAACUUUGCAUGCCCAUAAAUCGACGGUUAUGGACGUUAAAUGGAAUGAAAAUGGAAAUUGGUUGGUAACUGCGUCACGGGACCACUUGCUCAAGUUGUUUGAUCUUCGAAAUCUAAGCCAAGAAGUUCAAACAUUUCGUGGUCACAAGAAAGAAGCUUCUAGUGUCGCAUGGCACCCAAGUCAUGAGGGUCUAUUUUGUAGCGGCGGUAGCGAUGGAGCUAUUUUAUUCUGGCAUGUUGGGGCUGAUAAGGAAGUAGGUGCGAUAGAACAAGCUCAUGACAGUAUAGUCUGGACGUUAGCUUGGCAUCCUUUAGGACAUAUUCUAUGUUCCGGUAGCAACGAUCAUACUUCGAAGUUUUGGACACGAAAUAGGCCUGGUGAUUUAAUGAGGGACAAGUAUAAUCUCAAUACUCUACCUGCAGGAUCAGCGGGUGUUGAUGAUCAUGAAAUUGCUGACGAAGCAGCUGUAAUACCUGGUAUGGGACCAGAAGACAGAAUUAACGCCGAUGGUGAACCAGAAGAUAAAAGCGGUGGCAUUCCAGGUUUGGAUUUAGAUCAUGCAGUUGAUGAAGGGAAGAAAUUUGCUAACAAGAAAGUUCCAUAUAGUAAACCGAUCCCGCGUAAUUUCCAAGCUCAAUGGAAUGAAAUGGAGGCAGAGGAUAUGGAGCAAGUAGAAGCUUUAAAUGCAUUCGUGAAUCAGUUAAUCGAAACUACACCAGGAGCAGUGCCUCUAAAUGAAGUAACGCCGAACGGCAUUAUAUUAUAUGGAAAAAUGAUUCCUGUUGAACCUGGUUCAAAGUUAGCAGAAGCAAUCAGUAAAGGAAACGAUGCCAUAAAUAAAUUAGUAUUCUCUGGAGAAAUAGAGGAGCUACGAGAUGUCGUAGGUCCACCGGACAACAUGGACGAUUCCGAAGAAUAUUUGCAAGACGAUGGCGAAAUAGAUUAUUCCAAAGUUCCCGAUAUUGAACUUCCUCCACCUUUACCCAGUUCUAAGUUUGCACAGAAUCCCGAAUUGUUAAAAGCCUUAAAUCGUGGCGGAAAACGAAAGUUCGAUCAACUGAUCGGUUGGAGUGACGGUGGAGCCAGUGAUCGAACGUCAAAGAUUCAUCAACCAGUUUUUGGCGGAGUGAUGACAGAAGAUUCACAAUCCAGUGAUACCGAUUUACGGUAUACUGGAGCAAAGUCAAAUCAGCACUCUAACGAAACCAACUCUUUCCACAGUGGACAGGAUGAGGAUCUUAGGAAGCUUCCACAUGGUGAAAGCGUCAGAAAUGCGAGUCGCGACGAAGAUUUACGAUUUAAUAUAUCCAGCGGACCUGGAAGGCCUAGUUCGCGUUCUGAUUAUGGAGUAACCGAUGUAAGGAGUAACUACGCGGAUAAAGACUUUAGGGGCUCGCAUGGAUUCUCCUUAAAGAAAUCUUUGGACAACGACAUUUAUGACGACAGAGAUCGAGAUAGUGGUUCACGGUGGGACGAUGACAAAACAAUGAAUGAUGGUUCCAGGAAAGGAGACAGUGCUUUUUCAGGCAAUUUUGAUAAACGCGAUAACAUGCCCAUAGGUAUAGGGUCCGGUAUGAGUAACAGUAUGCCACAUUUGGGCAACAGCAUAUCUCACAUGUCGAGUCAUCACAAUAUGCAAAAUAUCAAUCCUAAUAUGACUCCCCCGAUUCCAAGUUUAGUGCCACAUCCAAAUAUGUCCCAGCAUCCUAUGCAGAAUAAACCGUUACAUCCUGGUAUGCAAGGAAUUGACGGUCCUAUGCACAUGAUGCAUCAUCCUAAUAUGCAUCCCGGUUUUGGUCCUAAUGGACCGCCACCUGGAAACUUUGGUCCUAAUUUCAGACCACCAAAUGGUAAUUUCGGACCCAAUCAACAUUUUAGGCCGAGCCCGUUACCCCCAUUUGGACCAAACCAAGGACCAUUUGGUAACAACUUUCAAGGUUUGCCAAAUUUCCGUGGACCAAAUUCUGGCCCUCCGAAUUUCGAUCGGCCAGGAUUCGGUCCUGGUUUUCGAGGUCAGAAUCCAGGACAAAAUCCACCAAAUAAUUUUAAUUCGAAUUUUGGUAAUUUUGGAAGUAAACUCGGACCUAAUCGUGGCAUGAACCGUGGUCCAAAUGACAAUAACAUGGGAAGAAGUGGGUAUAGUAAUCGUGGUAGGGGACGCGACGGGGAUCAACCACGAGGCAUCCGAGGAAGAGAUAAUUAUUGAACAAUAAUUAUUCGGAACGAAAAUGUCUGUAUGUUAUGUGUACGUUGACAUAUUACCAUUCGUUCUGCAGGAAUCAUCCAGUUGUUCCGUGCUACAUUGUACAGUUGUCGAUAACGAAUUCUACGCAUAGAACGGUGGUAUUCUGUAAAAGCAUUGCAGUGUAAAAUAACGACCCAUAUCAGACAUGUU
Eufriesea mexicana is the source of this 3562-nucleotide messenger RNA. RefSeq names its product WD repeat domain 33 (gene Wdr33). Gene Ontology annotation, cellular component: mRNA cleavage and polyadenylation specificity factor complex. The record is from RefSeq and is a predicted model, not a curated record. Gene Ontology annotation, biological process: mRNA 3'-end processing. The transcript has 9 exons. Gene Ontology annotation, molecular function: protein binding. Bases 203 to 3373 code for a protein of 1056 amino acids. NCBI's taxonomy places the organism in Eukaryota, Metazoa, Arthropoda, Insecta, Hymenoptera, Apidae.